Molecule: messenger RNA, 3012 nt
Organism: Rotaria sp. Silwood2
Lineage: Eukaryota; Metazoa; Rotifera; Eurotatoria; Philodinida; Philodinidae
Source: the annotation of a GenBank genome assembly
AUGUCAUUUGAGAAUUUAUCAACGGAAUCAACUCGAAACCUACUCCUUUUACAAAAACCAUUAUUAGAUAAAUUAAAUUUGAAAAUAUACAAUGAAUUGAAAGCUUCGACGUACAAAUCUUGUGAACAAAUGGUAAACAUUCUUCUUGAUCCAAAGAAUUAUUACAUUGAACAAUUAAAAGAUUUGUACAAACAAUGUCUUGGUCGACUAGAACUAGAUCAAAUUGAACCAAUGGAAUAUCGCUCAAAACUCUGUCUGAUCAAAGUUAUGAUAUUAAAAUUAGAAAACAAACCGACUGAAUCAUUACAAAUGAUCCAUUAUGCAUUAUUGUACCAUCCAUACGAUGAACUCAUUAACAGUUUAAUUAUAUUCAUCAAUCAUUCACAAUUUCAUUCAACAUUACGAGCAGCAUUAAUUAAUGACAUCAAAUAUAAUUCGCUGAAUUUAGUAAAUUUUAAUGUGCCUACCAUAUCGAUGAAUUUGACUUUUUUGAAACAAACAGAUCGGUUACGAAUGUUGAAAAAAUAUGAAAAAGCUAUUGUUAAGCGUAUGUCUGAAAAAGAUCCAUUACAAGCAGCCAUGUCUUAUAUUGAUUUGAAUAUGGCUGUAACUGGUGAUCCAACUUCGUAUGCAUCUAAUUUGAUAUUAGCUUGUUUGUAUUUAUAUAAAGCAAUGACUCUUCCGAAUAAACAUCUAUCAGAAAUAUAUGCUUAUCGUUCAAUUCUAUUUGAUAUAUCGGUACAACUAUUUUUAUUAACACGACAUUAUUUACCAUUAUAUGCUCAAAUGUAUUUAUAUAAAAUAUUAUAUACAUUGAUUUUACGUUCUAAUGAAUUAUUUAAACAUCGUUUUUCAGAUGAUAAAUCUAAUAUUUCAAAUAGAAGACCAAAGAAUGAACUGAUCAUCAAUGAUUAUCAAGAAACAUUGAUUGAAGAAAUAGCUAAAAGUAUCGUACAAAUUUCAAAAGUAACACCAUUUACUCAUUUACCUACUGCAACAGCAUACGAUUUGGUUUAUAUGAAUUAUGCUGGAAAUGAAUUUUUAGCAACCUAUUUAAAACAAAUGUCUUGUCGAAGCUCAAUGUAUCAAUAUUACUUCUUUGAAGGUAUUUGGAAAGGUUGGAUACGAAAUGAAGAUUUCGAUGAGGAACGUUUUCAAUCUAUAAAUGCUUUUUUAAAUGAUCGUAACUUCAAUAUAGCUGAUGUUGAAGAUUUACUCAACUGGUCACUUUUACCAAGAACAGUCGAUGGAUGGUUAUGGAGUGGGAAACAUCGGUUACAAUUAAGAGAGCCAGCAUAUUCAAAAGUGGUUGGUAUAACAUUGAACAAUGAUACAGGCGAUAUUGAAUUUUUGUUCACUCAAGCAAGUAAUAACGAACAUAAUCUAUUUGAUAUGCAUGAUGUUGUUGAUAUUCUAACAAAUGGUAUAACAAGUGCAUUUUUCACAUUGGAUCCACCUGAUAAUAACUAUCAUUCGCAUCCAUUUAAUGAAAUGAAGUAUUUACCUAAACGCUUGUCACUUGCUACUAAUUAUCUACAAACAUUGUUACAUGCUGAUUAUUUACUGAAAAUGAUCUCGACGAAUACGGAAGUGUGUUCACAAAAUCCAUUUGAAAUGCGUCCAUCUGAUAGUGGUUUCAUGCUUCGUUUACCAUCACACAUUCGUAAUGAAUUUAAAUCAAUUAUUGAACAAAAACAUCAAAAUCUUAUUGGUGAUAAUAUUCAUCGAUUUUGGAUUCAAGCCGGUACUGUUUCAUUUCAACAAACAUUUCAUCGUGGCUUCUUUGGUUUUGGACGUAUCAAUGAAAAUAUUCAAAAAUUUUACAUUGCCGAUGAUUUGAAAAUGUCCGUUCGAAAGCAUCGAAUGAAAUAUGAUGAAAAAGGAAAUUUAAUUGAUGAUACGAAUGACAUUGAAAAUGAUCAUUCAGCUGAAGCUCAAUUCACUAAACUUUUUACAAAAUAUUAUGAUGAGAUAGGAGAAUAUUUUCCUGAAUUGUUACGUUUAAAAGAGCUCUUAAAACUUGGUGCUCUAUCAUUAUUUAUUCAGGCACAAUAUGAACGAAUGAAAGAUUAUAUACACACUAUACAAAGUGAUACAUCAAUAGACGAACAUUUGAAAAAAAUAAAAGCUCGUAUUGGUCGAUAUCCAACAGGUUAUGAUAAGACUGAUGAAGAAGUCGUCAGCACAUUAUUGAAUAAACUUUCUAGUGAGUUUUUCUGUAAGAAAAGUGAAUUAAGACCAUAUGUUAUUGAUUAUUUAACAUAUCGUGAUUGUCAGCAUGAAUUAACCGGGUUCAUCAAAAAAUCAUUAAUAGAACACAAAACAAAAUUGAAAAGGACAAUUGAUAAGAUGAAAAUUUAUAUUCUGUCUAAUGAAUCGCCAGAGAACGAUGCUAAAGGUUUAGGUAAUGAUCCAUCGAGAUGUGCCUGGGUACCUGCCAUUUUUUCAAAUAGUGAAAUUAAUUAUGUAAGAGUAUAUGGUGGUGUUAAUAAUACACUAGAUGUGCAUCAGGUCGAUAAUAUCAGUCUACCCAAAUCGAUCAAAACAGUCAAAGCUGAGAAAUCAUUUGAGAAAGUAAACAAAGUGCGUCAACAAGAACAACAAUUCAAUAGAAAUCAAUCACAGAAAAUUUCUGCUUCUGCAAACAACUCUGGAAGCCGAACACGUCCAGAAAAUAACCAAGCAACUUCAGGGGGAAGUGGGGAUAAAAAUAGAAACAACAAUAAUCAAAGAGAAAGAGAAAAACCACCAAAAAAAGAAUCUAGUGUAAAUCAAUUCGCUCGACUCGUUAAAACUGGUGGAGCACCAAAGCAAAUUGAUCGCAUCGAUGCGGGCAAUCCGGAUCGCGGUGAAAAGCCUCAUGUCCACUUCAAAGGUGGAGGUGCACUCAACAAAGAUGGUACAUGGAAACAUAAACCAAGCGAUGGCUCUGAAAACAAGAUAUUCACAAAAGAAUUGAAAAACAUAUUGCGUAACUAUGGCUGGAUGUUACCUAAUGGUGUUGACUCCUAA